This is a messenger RNA of Nerophis lumbriciformis (worm pipefish), 2409 nucleotides long. Lineage: Eukaryota; Metazoa; Chordata; Actinopteri; Syngnathiformes; Syngnathidae. The record is from RefSeq and is a predicted model, not a curated record.
AUGUUUUACUGUGGGGAUGAGGUGCUGAUGUUGACCCUCAGCAUCUCCCCUCCGACGGCCAGUGGUCGCGGAGACGGCGAGCGGGGAGAGGAUAGAGAGCAGGUGGAGGAGGAGGAGGUGGGAAAGCCGUGGCCGUUUUCUACUGGGGGGAGCGCUUUGAUGGGAAGAGGAUGCACUGUGGGCUACUGGAGGAGCCUGACAUGGAUUCCACAGUGUGUGUCCACAGAGAGCUGGAUCGAGCGCUGCCUCAAUGAGAGCGAGAGCAAACGUUACUCCAGCCACAUGUCCCUGGGCAACAUGUCCACCGACGAGCAUGAGGAAAAGGAAAAUAACAGGGCCUCCAAACCGCAUUCGACACCUGCCACUCUGGAAUGGCUGGAGGAAAACUAUGAGAUUGCAGAAGGCGUGUGCAUCCCAAGAAGCGCCCUCUACAUGCACUACCUCGACUUCAGCGAAAAGCACGACACGCAACCCGUCAAUGCUGCUAGCUUCGGGAAGAUUAUUCGGCAACAGUUUCCAGCACUAACCACCAGACGACUCGGCACAAGAGGGCAAUCCAAGUACCACUACUAUGGCAUCGCGGUGAAGGAGACGUCGCAGUACUAUGACGUGAUGUAUUCAAAGAAGGGCGCGGCAUGGGUGAACGAGGCGGGGAAAAAGGAGGUGACCAAGCAGACAGUGGCGUAUUCACCACGCUCCAAACUGGGGACGCUGCUGCCAGAGUUCCCAAAUGUCAAAGACCUCCAUUUGCCUGCCAACUUGCCAGAAGAGAGGGUGUCAACCUUCAUCAUGAUGUACAGAACGCACUGCCAGAGGAUACUGGACACAGUCAUCCGGGCCAACUUUGACGAGGUCCAAAGUUUCCUGCUGCACUUCUGGCAAGGCAUGCCACCCCACAUGCUGCCAGUACUCAGCUCGCCCACCGUGGUCAACAUCGUAGGAGUGUGUGACUCCAUCCUGUACAAGGCCAUCUCUGGGGUCCUCAUGCCCACCGUCCUCCAAGCCCUGCCUGACAGUUUGACGCAGGUGAUUCGGAAAUUUGCCAAACAAUUAGAAGAGUGGCUCAAAAUUGCACUGCAUGAUCUCCCGGAGAACCUGAGGAACAUCAAAUUUGAAUUGUCCAGGAGAUUCUCGCAAAUCCUGAAGCGGCAAACGUCCCUAAACCAUCUGUGUCAGGCGUCGCGCACUGUGAUAAAUAGUGCCGACAUCACCUUCCAAAUGUUGGAGGACUGGAGGAACGUGGACCUGAACAGCAUCACUAAGCAAACACUGUAUACCAUGGAGGAUUCGCAGGAGGACCACCGGCAGCUCAUCAUACACUUAUACCAGGAGUUUGAUCGUCUUUUGGAGGAGCAGUCGCCCAUCGAAGCCUACAUUGAAUGGCUUGACUCCAUGGUGGACCGUUGUGUUGUCAAGGUGUCCGGGAAGAGGCCCGGCUGCCUGAAGAAGGUGGCCCAGCAGUUCCUGUUGAUGUGGUCUUGCUUUGGGACCAGAGUCAUUCGGGAUAUGACGCUCCACAGCGCCCCUAGCUUUGGCUCUUUCCACCUGAUCCAUCUCAUGUUUGACGAUUACGUCUUGUACCUGCUUGAGUCGCUCCACUGCCAGGAGAGGGCCAACGACCUCAUGAGGGCCAUGAAGGGCGAAGGCGGCGCAGAGCAAGAUGAGGAGUUCACGCUGACGGAAAUUACCGCCUCAUCCUCUCCAUCCCCGGACUCAUUCUCACCGGCCCGCUCCGUCCACUCGGGUGCUGUGUCGUCAGCCUCGCCUGCGGCCGAAGCCUCACCCGAGUACCCGUCCAGCACAGGCGCCGUUCAGUCAUAUACGUGGUCCCUUACAUACACAGUGACAACAGCGGGCGGUUCCGUGCCUGACGCCGGCCAGCAGCUGUCCUGCAUGAGGAGCAACGGCGGCGCCGCUGGUACGCCGCCGCCGCCCUCCUCCUCCUCCUCCUCCGCUCAUCGGCUGCCCGUCUAUGCCCACAGAGAGGAGCAUGGAUACACUGGCAGCUACAACUACGGCAGCUAUGCCAACCAGCAUCCUCACGCCAUCCAGAGUCAGUACCCGGGCCUCAGCCACGAUGGCUCUAUCCCGGCACCGUUACACUACUCCGCCUACCACCGCUCAUCUGCGCAGUACCAGUUCAACGGUCAGAUGUCUCGCAUGGAUCCGUGUCUGAUGAGCGGCACCCCACGACUCCACCCGGCGCCUGUGGCCCCCCGCUGGCCAGAUAUGUCCUCGGUCAACGGCUGCUACGCCAGCCCGCCUAUGCAUUCGUCCCGCUACGCCACAUCAGCCGACGUUUACUCGCCUUUGGUGCCCCGUAGGAACUCCGAGUACGAGCACUCGCAGCAUUUCCCCGGCUUUGCCUACAUAAACGGUGAAGCCGCCGCCACCGGUUGGGCCAAGUAG